GGGGGGGAGAUUUCAUGAUCAGAUUUGUUGCACAGGUGGCGUCCAAUGACAGUUCUACACGGGAAUUCACUGAGCUCCUGAGAGCCUCGUGCUUGAUUUUAUACACCUGUGGCCAGGCCAAGUGAUGAGAAGACUUGAUUCUGAUCAUUUGGAUGGUGAAUGACUGCUGGGAGAGCUGGGCUGCCCUGGGCAGACACCCACGACCUCAUCGUUCUGCCUGCAGAGUUUGUGCAGGGAGGAGGCCCAUCUACGUGAGAGCCACCCAUGGAGCUCUCGGCCUGAGACACACUGAGCCGGCCAGGAGGGGAAGUGGUACUACAUCAUGAGCACAACAAAAACCAGAAACAUCUGUGGUGUUUAUACAAGCUCAGCUCAAGGACAAACUAGUCGCUGUUAAAGAGGAACAAAUCAUCUCUGUCAACCGAACGACCGACGGAAUAGGUUUUGGCAGGUGUAGACUUGUAUGUCACAGAGGGAGCCAAGUGAAGGUGAUGGGUGCAAGAGAUUGCUUCACUUUCAUCAGAGCAAGGCGGCACCAUGAGUACAAGAAGCUGCUUUAGAGCGCUGUAGCUGUUUGGAACGACGGGAUCCAUCAGAGAAGGAGAGAAGAGGCUGUCCUGAGAGAAGAAACAUCUGCUCUGAGGGGAUAACAUCAGCCAUCCAGAUUGGAGCGAGGAACUUACCUCACCAUCUUGCUUUAAAGAGAUUUUGAGGAUUUGUUUGAACCGUCUGAGAGCAAACGCCAUGUGUCAUGUCAUUGUGACGUGCCGCUCCAUGCUGUGGACUCUGCUCAGUAUCGUGGUGGCCUUCUCUGAACUCAUCGCCUUCAUGAGCCCCGACUGGCUGCUGGGAUCUCCUCAUUCAGACACUGAGGGGAACGGAGUGGACUCUGGAGAAUAUAGAUCAUCCCUCGGCCUCUACAACCGCUGCCUCCGCAUCGGGGUGAGCUGUGGACCCUACGCUGAUACUUUUGGGGAAGUUGCCAGUGGAUUCUGGCAGGCUGCCAUGUUGUUUCUGGCAGCGGGGACGUUUGUGCUGGGGCUUGUGGCCUGCAUCUCCAUCUUCAGCCUGUGUUUUCAGAGCAUUUUGAAGAAGAGCAUAUUUAACAUCUGCGGACUGCUCCAGGCUAUUGCAGGUCUGUUGCUGAUGGUGGGCCUCAUGCUGUACCCUGCUGGCUGGGGUUCACAAAAGGUGAUUGUUUACUGUGGCGCUGAAGCUGCACCCUUCAGGCCCGCUAACUGCUCGCUUGGAUGGGCUUUCUACGCAGCGAUAGGAGGAACACUGGCUACCUUUCUGUGUGCCGUCCUGUCUGCACAGGCGGAGAUCGCCACCUCCAGCGAUAAGGUUCAGGAGGAGAUUGAGGAGGGCAAAAGUCUUAUCUGCCUGCUUUGAGCCAAAGCGGCCUGAAGACGUAAUGUGGACUCGCGCACGUCUCAGUGCACUUACAAGUCUUACAAGCUUCCUUUGAUGAAUUCUGCUGAAUCCUACGCAAGGAGAAUAACAAUGGUUUCGCUUUCUAGAUCUCGAGGUCACGCUCCCACAGUCUGUUUUCUUAUCUCAAACAAAGCACUGUACUUAUAAACCCGAUUACGUUAGUGAAUAACAUAGUGGUGUGAUCAAGGACAGAGCUAGCGCUGCUGGUGAGAUGAUGUGGAUGUUUAUAGCCUCAUAAUGAUGUUAAUCCCUGUGGUUCACCUGCAGACCCCAGCAAACCGCUAAUCAUAAGCAGAUGUUCUCAUCAACAGGCCCAACUUAGAUGUCAUCUGUCUGUAAUCAAGUAUCAACUCCUGCGAAUCCUUCAUUCUCCUACGUUUUAGAGUGAAUCUUCUGAAGCUGGGGCUCACUUCAAAGCAGGUUUUUUUUCCUGCCGGAUCGUUUGAUUGCUGAUUUGAUAACUUGGAAAAGAUGACAGAAGAGAUAGUUGGCAGAUUUUGUAAGUGAGUUAUGUGUUGCUGAUGCAGGUUGUGCAGCAGAGGUGCAGAAUUGCGUCACUUUUUCCACACCUUUGUUUUUUGGACAUUAUUUCAUGGUUGAUUUUCUUCAAGAUCUUACUUUUGGACUAUUUUCACUCACUAAUGGCACCCCAUGAUUUUUUUUUUUUUUUUUUGCACCUGCCCUGGUUUUUGCAUCUGGUUACUUUUCUGCUCCAUAUGUCACUGUAAGUGCUGCCAUUCCUGUGCUUUAAUUUUUAUGUAGAUGAGAUGUGCAAUAUUUUUGCGUCCAUUUUUUUUUUUUUUUUACUGAGAGUAAAUGGUCUCAGACAAUGAACUGUGUCUGCCUGCUUGUUUGAAUUAACAAGAAUGAUGUAUGCAAUGUGAUGCAAUGCAAUACAAUAUUUUUUAACUUAAAGUCCCACUCCAAUCAUCUUAAAUGUAUUUUAAACUUGUUUCCAGAGGUCUUAUAAUUAGAAUUAUGCAGUUUGUAACCAAUAUUUAUGCAUUAAAAAAAUGUGUCGCUUUCUAGGAUAUAGUUUCUGCAGAGCAGCAGUUGUUAAUUAAAAAUUUGCCUGAGUUGUGGGCGGGGCGUGUGGUGGUAAGCAAUCCCGCCCUUCUUGCUGCUGAAAGCUCUCUGUUUACAUGCUAGCUGCUAGCUUCACACCCCUCAACAUUACGAUGCAACAAAAAUGGAGAUCGAUUUUGGAACUAUACAGCCAUAGAGAUUUGAGUCAAAUGCCACUUUUAUGAGUAAAACCAGAACAUUAAUCUGGUCAUCUACAAGUGGAUGCAUCAGAAUGGAGCCUAGCAGGAAGGUGGUGGCCGACCCAGCAGAUUUUAUACACCACAAAUAAGCUCUUUUCAAGCUACAAUUUUUCCAUCUGCUCUUGAUUUACAAUGUUUUGAUUUGAAAAAAAUACCCAGAAAUUCAAUUUCAAGCUUAAUUUCCUAAAUGUAUGUACUCCAUCAUUAUUAAAUAAUUUAAGGACUUCAGGAAGGUUAUUUGCUGAAAACUGCUGGUUCUGUACCUUUGCUUUCAGAGGAAACACUGACACCUAGCGGUAGAAGGUAGAUAUUACAGAGAAUAUUUCAAGAACUUUUUGAGGGUUUUGUGUUAGUUUUGUCCUCAAUUAAAAAAAAAAAUAGCACAUCAAGUGUAACAUAAAAGAACAUCCAAAUAAAUAAAAUAUUUUAUGUGAUUCCAUAUUAUAAAUGAUACAAAGCUUCAUAAAAUUAGGUCUGCAAAUAUUUCUUUGAAAUUUUAUUUCAUGUUAAUACCAUAAAUAUACAAAACUGAAACUAUUUCACAUGCAACAAAGGCCAGACAGGGAGGAUUACUUUCUUUUUACAUGUGACUGAUAACAGGAAUCAAACUAUACAAAAUAUACAGGUGUCCCUUUUGGAUGAGGUUUUUCUCUGGUUCAGUGAAGUAACACGGUCACAAGUUGAAAACAGAGUCGUCUCAUGUCAGCAAACCUCUAAACAUAUUCUGUGCUGCAGACCAGCUCGCCAAAGAUAUGAAGAAAAAUACCACCAUGACAUGGCUUCAGAUAACAAUCGCUUCAAGAACAAAUACAAGGUGAUAUAGUGGGUGAAUUUGAGUUUUUUUUUUCUAGCCUAAAGCAGUAAAACGGGGGAACACAUCACAAAGCAAGAUUUGAAAACAAAUCCAUAUGGACAUUUGGUAGAUUUCUCACAGCUUUUCUGGAUAUAGAAUAACACUUUAGGGAGCUUAUUCUUUGUCUCAAACGUAUCGCGAUCAAACAUUCGCAUACAACAAGCACACUUCUUGCAGGACCAAUUUACAAAGUCAGUGUUUGCAGCCAAGCUGAUGCUGUGACCAUGUCGUUACAAAACCCCAUGACGGCAACAAAACUACAGACAACUGAAAUGCAACAACUUAAAUAACACCAUAAAUAAUAGUAAAAAAAAAAAAAAA
Molecule: messenger RNA, 3873 nt
Organism: Oryzias melastigma (Indian medaka)
Lineage: Eukaryota; Metazoa; Chordata; Actinopteri; Beloniformes; Adrianichthyidae
Product: LHFPL tetraspan subfamily member 2a protein
Exons: 6
Coding region: 745-1392 (215 amino acids)
Cellular component (GO): membrane
Source: RefSeq, a predicted model, not a curated record